Messenger RNA from Nomascus leucogenys (northern white-cheeked gibbon), 1437 nucleotides. RefSeq names its product rhomboid domain containing 1 (gene RHBDD1). The record is from RefSeq and is a predicted model, not a curated record. Lineage: Eukaryota; Metazoa; Chordata; Mammalia; Primates; Hylobatidae. Gene Ontology annotation, molecular function: serine-type endopeptidase activity. Gene Ontology annotation, cellular component: membrane.
GCCGAGCCGUCCGCUUUAAGGCCCUCUCCUCCCGCACCCGGCCCCCAGGAGCCUGGAGCGCCCGGGAUCCGGAGCGUGCGUGAUGACGCACGUGCGCGCGAAGACGUGGGGACGCAGGCGAGUCGUAGAGAGCGUUCAGCUGUCUGUAUAUGUCCCCAGAUACCUAAAACUGACCACCUGAGCACGUUUUCCCAUUGCUGAGCUGUUUCCCUGAUAUCUGGCCAUGCAACGGAGAUCAAGAGGGAUAAAUACUGGACUUAUUCUACUCCUUUCUCAAAUCUUCCAUGUUGGGAUCAACAAUAUUCCACCUGUCACCCUAGCAACUUUGGCCCUCAACAUCUGGUUCUUCCUGAACCCUCAGAAGCCACUGUAUAGCUCCUGCCUUAGCGUGGAGAAGUGUUACCAGCAAAAAGACUGGCAGCGUUUACUGCUCUCUCCCCUUCACCAUGCUGAUGAUUGGCAUUUGUAUUUCAAUAUGGCAUCCAUGCUCUGGAAAGGAAUAAAUCUAGAAAGAAGACUGGGAAGUAGAUGGUUUGCCUAUGUUAUCAGCACAUUUUCUGUACUUACUGGAGUGGUAUACCUGCUCUUGCAAUUUGCUGUUGCCGAAUUUAUGGAUGAACCUGACUUCAAAAGGAGCUGUGCUGUAGGUUUCUCAGGAGUUUUGUUUGCUUUGAAAGUUCUUAACAACCAUUAUUGCCCUGGAGGCUUUGUCAACAUUUUGGGCUUUCCUGUACCGAACAGAUUUGCUUGUUGGGUCGAACUUGUGGCUAUUCAUUUAUUAUCACCAGGGACUUCCUUUGCUGGGCAUCUGGCUGGGAUUCUUGUUGGACUAAUGUACACUCAAGGGCCUCUGAAGACAAUCAUGGAAGCAUGUGCAGGUUUAGGCGGUUUUUCCUCCAAUGUUGGUUACCCAGGACAGCAAUACUACUUUAAUAGUUCAGGCAGCUCUGGAUAUCAGGAUUAUUAUCCGCAUGGCAGGCCGGAUCACUAUGAAGAAGCACCCAGGAACUAUGACACGUACACAGCAGGACUGAGUGAAGAAGAACAGCUCGAGAGAGCAUUACGAGCCAGCCUCUGGGACCAAGGAAAUACCAGAAAUAGCCCACCACCCUACGGGUUUCAUCUCUCACCAGAAGAAGAAAUGAGGAGACAGCGGCUUCACAGAUUCGAUAGACAGUGAGGUGGCGUCUUGGGAAGACAUGGCCUAUUCGUAUCCUCCUCAUCCAGCCCCCAUCUGAAUCCUGUAACAGACACCACCACAUCUACACAGUUUCCACAUACCACUUGGAAUUGCUGGUUAUGCUGCAGUGACAGAAUGUCUUGUCUUUAGAUGGUAAGCUUCAUGAGGGCAGGGACCAUCUGUUUCUCUGUCUCUCCUCACAGUGCCUUGAGCAGUGCGUUGUCUGGAAUGUCGGAACCAAUAAAUACUUGUGGAUU